Hevea brasiliensis (rubber tree) is the source of this 696-nucleotide messenger RNA. RefSeq lists its product as uncharacterized. NCBI's taxonomy places the organism in Eukaryota, Viridiplantae, Streptophyta, Magnoliopsida, Malpighiales, Euphorbiaceae. The coding region runs from base 1 to 696 and encodes 231 amino acids. The record is from RefSeq and is a predicted model, not a curated record. The transcript has a single exon.
AUGCCAAAUGUUGAUUCUCCACUUCUAGAGAAAUGGCAAUGUGUUGAUAGCAUGGUUUUAUCUUGGAUUUUGAACACUAUUUCUAAAGAUAUUAUUGAUGCAUUUUUAUAUGUGACUUUUGUGCAAGAAUUAUGGAAUGAGCUUAAGCAACGCUUUGGUGGAAGCAAUGGACCAAUGCUUUAUCAAAUCAAAUGGGAGAUAAAUUCUUUCAGUCAAGCAAACUUACCUCUGAUGGUUUAUUUCACGAAAGUGAAUAAACUCAGGGAUGAACUUUCUUGCCUAAGGAAAUUUCCCGUGUGUACAUGCAGUGUGGCAAAAGUAGUGGCAGAUAUUGAAGAAGAAGACAAAUUGAUCCAAUUUCUAAUGGGCCUUAAUGACAAUUACGAGCAUGUUCGUAGUCAAAUCUUAUUGCAUGAUCCUUUACCAGUGGUGAACAAAGCUUAUUCUAUGAUUCUCAGUGUUGAAAAGCAACGUGAAGUGCUCUCUAUUUCUGAUUCAGUUGAUCAUGCCAGUGCAAUGUUGGUUAAAGAUGUCAAUGCUCCAAAGAAUCAGAACUUCACUACAAAUAGGAUACGUGAUUUUUUCAAGAAGGAAGAUAAGUUCUGCUUCCAUUGUAAGGCGCAAGGACAUGUUCGUGAAACUUGUUUUAAACUCCAUGGAUACCCAAAUUGGUAUAAGGAGUUGCAACAGAAAUGA